This is a messenger RNA of Sphenostylis stenocarpa, 813 nucleotides long. The record is from the annotation of a GenBank genome assembly. Lineage: Eukaryota; Viridiplantae; Streptophyta; Magnoliopsida; Fabales; Fabaceae.
AUGGAUUCCUUGCCGGAAGAUUGUGUUUCAAAAAUCCUGUCGCACACAUCUCCACCCGACGCAUGUAGAUUCUCAAUGGUGUCUUGUGUCAUGCGUUCAGCCGCUGACUCUGACCUCCUCUGGCGAACUUUCUUCCCUUCUGAUUACCCUCACAUUCUCUCUCGGGCUCUCUCUCCCCACACCCUCGAUUCCUCUUCUUACAAACACCUCUUCUUUUCUCUUUGCCAUCCACUUCUCAUAGAUGAUGGCAACAUGAGCUUCAAAUUAGACAAGUCUUCCGGUAAAAAAUCUUACAUCCUAUCCGCAAGACAAUUGUCAAUAACGUGGAGCACUGACCCCUUGUACUGGUCCUGGAGAUCCACCCCCGAAUCAAGGUUCAAAGAGGUGGCGGAGCUGAGAAUGGUGAGCUGGUUAGAGAUUCGAGGGAAGAUUUGGACGAGGAUUCUAACACCGAACACGUGGUAUGAGGUUCAUCUGAUAAUGAAAAUUUCGCAUCGCGAGUACGGGCUUGAUUGUGUGGCGUGUGAGGUAUGUGUUGCAGUGGGGAACAAAGUGGCAGUGCAGAGUGGGAGGGUUUAUCUGUGCAGGAAAGAUGAGAAGAAGGUUACGAAGGAGAGGGUGUUGAACAUGGAAGAGGAGGUGAUUGGAGUUGCAGCAAAAAGAGAAGAUGGGUGGAUGGAAAUUAAGGUGGGUGAGUUCUUCAGUGGCCACCAGGAUGAAGAAGUUAGGAUGAGUUUGAUGGAGGUGGGUUAUCAAUUGAAGGGUGGACUUAUCCUUGAAGGCAUUGAAGUAAGACCCAAACAACCUUCUUAA